Molecule: messenger RNA, 1799 nt
Organism: Colossoma macropomum (tambaqui)
Lineage: Eukaryota; Metazoa; Chordata; Actinopteri; Characiformes; Serrasalmidae
Gene: wdr5
Product: WD repeat domain 5
Exons: 14
Coding region: 244-1248 (334 amino acids)
Cellular component (GO): Set1C/COMPASS complex
Molecular function (GO): histone binding
Source: RefSeq, a predicted model, not a curated record
UCUGUCUCUCCAUGAUGCCACAUUUCCCCGCCUGAGCCCGCAGCAGCUCCACCAUCAAACACGGCUCAGUCAAUGUAAACACAAAACGUGGUGUCUUUUCUACAUAUAUGCAUCAAAACCUAUCGGGGCCAGCUUCUCGGAUCCUUCUUAGGUUUUAUAAAAGAUCGGUCCGAAGCACAGAGACCGGCGUUUGGCUGAGGCAGAACCUGUUCCUCUUAAUCUGUUCCCUGUUGCUUGGUCACUAUGGCAACUGAAGAGAAGAAGCCAGAAACUGAAGCGACUAAAACACAGGCGUCCUCUGCUGCGUCCGCCAGCCAGAGCAAGUCAGCACCUGUGAAGCCCAACUACACUUUGAAGUUCACGUUAGCUGGCCACACAAAAGCAGUCUCAUCUGUCAAGUUCAGCCCAAGUGGAGAAUGGCUUGCCAGCUCGUCUGCUGAUAAGCUCAUCAAAAUAUGGGGAGCCUAUGAUGGAAAGUUUGAGAAGACAAUAUCUGGGCACAAACUUGGUAUUUCGGAUGUGGCCUGGUCCUCUGACUCCAACCUCCUUGUCUCUGCAUCUGACGACAAAACCCUGAAGAUAUGGGAUGUGAGCUCUGGAAAAUGUCUGAAAACCUUAAAGGGCCACAGCAACUAUGUGUUCUGCUGUAACUUCAACCCCCAGUCCAAUCUCAUAGUAUCUGGAUCAUUUGAUGAGAGCGUUCGAAUAUGGGAUGUUAAGACAGGGAAGUGUCUGAAGACUUUGCCGGCCCACUCUGACCCUGUCUCCGCAGUCCAUUUUAACAGAGAUGGAUCUUUGAUUGUUUCCAGCAGCUACGAUGGACUUUGCCGUAUUUGGGACACAGCAUCAGGCCAGUGCCUUAAAACGCUCAUUGACGAUGAUAACCCUCCUGUGUCCUUUGUGAAGUUUUCCCCCAACGGCAAAUACAUUCUGGCUGCCACACUGGAUAAUACCCUGAAGCUUUGGGACUACAGCAAAGGAAAGUGCUUGAAAACGUACACCGGUCAUAAAAACGAGAAAUACUGCAUAUUUGCCAAUUUCUCAGUCACAGGCGGCAAGUGGAUUGUCUCUGGCUCAGAAGACAACAUGGUUUACAUCUGGAACUUGCAGACCAAGGAGAUCGUACAGAAACUACAGGGUCACACAGAUGUGGUGAUCUCAACUGCCUGCCAUCCCACAGAAAACAUCAUUGCAUCAGCAGCACUAGAAAACGACAAGACCAUCAAACUGUGGAAAAGCGACUGCUAAGCUAUGCUAAUAUAUGCUUGAGCAGGCUUAUUUUAUUAUUGUAUUUUUUGUUGUUUCUUUUUUUAAUUUUGUACUUUUCAUUUUUGGGGGAAGAAGGACUUCUAUCAUCAAAAAGAUGACACCAGGCUGUCCGUGCUGGUGAUAGCUUGAUCUUGGUCGGCAAGAAGGAUGGAUGAUGGUAUAAGCACAUGUCCAGAGCACCCAACACACCACUCCUGUUAACUGUUUCUGUGCACUAAAACAGUCUCCACUCUCUCUAUCUCUCGCUGCCUUACCCCAACAUAAGCUGGAUGUUUCCUUCUUUUUCUCCAAUUAAACCCUCAAAGCUCCCACUUGUGUACUCUGGCAAACCUUUACACUUUGGUCUUUUAGAUCUAGGCAGCUUUGACCGAACAACCCACUGCUCUGCUAGCCUAGGACAGCUUUUUCACUCGUUUUGUAGAAUGACACUAGUCUUGUGUUGAUUUCGUACAUUAACUUCAGCCAGAAGUGAGCCUUGGGUGCAUAUUUAGUGGUCAUCUUACGGAUUAAAUUGUCUACCUGCUUUUUUU